AUGGAUUCAGACAUCCAAACCAUUUGUCGUUCAUUAUUGACAGAGUACUUGGUUCACAAUUGCUACAAGAACACUGCAAAGGCUUUCCUCGGUGAAGUCAAGAAACUAAACUCAUGCGUGGACAAUGGAACAACAGCAUCCAAUGGCAACGGUGUACAACACAUAGCAGACGUCAUGGAUAUCGAUCAUGACACCAAUGGAAACACAGCCUCCACAACAGAAGGUGACAGCAGCAUUGGCAAAUACACAUGGUCAUUGUUGGAUGCAAGGAAAGAUUUGUACGAUGCUAUUUUAAACGGCAACAUCCCCCAAGCAUUCACAUUGAUCCACCGACAUUUCCCAGCACUUGCAGCGUAUGAUACUCAGGAUCCCAUGAAACUGGAGAUUGAACAACAAAACAACCAACACAUCGACACUGAUUUGCAGUAUAUCAUAUUCAAGUUACGAUGUCAGCAGUUUAUUGAAAUUGUGCGCACAUCCAGUGAGAUCGAGGCUAUUCAAUUUGCACAGACCCAUCUCAAACCAAUGCAUAAGGAUUAUCGUGAUCUCACCAACGAAGUCGCCUCUCUUAUCGCUUAUCCCGAUCCACACAAUGCUUCAUGCAGUCAUCUACUGAGUCAGGAACGGCGGCGUCAACUUGCAGAUGAAGUAAACAAGGUCGUUCUAGCUCUUUCCAAUCUACGAUAUGAAACGGCGUUGGAGAGGAUCAAGAGACAUGCUGAAGUGAUCGCAAGUGAACGCGCUGCUUAUCAUUUGGAUAUCCCGGAAGAUCUUGAUAAACCUCAUUCCGCAUCUACAAUCACUGAACCAUCCUCACCUUAUUAG
Molecule: messenger RNA, 825 nt
Organism: Lichtheimia ornata
Lineage: Eukaryota; Fungi; Mucoromycota; Mucoromycetes; Mucorales; Lichtheimiaceae
Exons: 5
Coding region: 1-825 (274 amino acids)
Biological process (GO): cytoskeleton organization; cell surface receptor signaling pathway
Cellular component (GO): cytoplasm
Molecular function (GO): protein binding
Source: RefSeq, a predicted model, not a curated record